AAUUUAAAGCUACCGGAAAGAAAGUUUUUUGGAUUCUAGUCAUUCAUUAGCAAUUAUUGCUUUCAUAUAAAUUCCGGUUUGUUUUCCUCUUAUUAUUGUAAGCUAUAGAUUCAUAUAUUCCUUUCUCUUAUGGUUCUUGUGCCGCAUGUUGGUCUCUUUGCUUCUUCUUGUUUUUCUCUUGUGGGUCUCGUUUUUGAUCGUUGCUUCUUGCUAUCGUUUAAACCAGCAAGAGAGAGUGUUUUUGCUGUUGGUGGUAGGGAUUGGAUUUGUUUUGGGUUGUGAUAAUGUCGCAGAAGAGGCAGCCUGAGGAGGGCAAGCCUCGUCCAGAAGGGAAUAAUCAGGACGAGAAGAGGAGGAGGUUUGAUUUGAAGAAUGUGGUUCAGGAGGUAAUUAAGAUGCAAUCAUUCCAGCAUUUAUUGGAGCCAGUUCUGGAACCAUUGAUUCGUAGGGUGGUCAAAGAGGAAGUUGAAUUAGCUCUUAAAAGACAUUUGGCCAACAUCAAAAGUGGGAAAGAAAAAGAUUCUUCUCAAUCAAGAAGCUUAAAGCUGCAGUUCUCAAACAGCCUCUCUCUUCCAGUGUUCACUGGAGCUCGAAUUGAAGGAGAAGAAUGUUCUCCUGUAAAAGUAGUUUUGAUUGAUAUUCUCUCUGGGAAAAUUGUUAACGCUGGCCCAGAAUCUUUUGCCAAGGUGGAAAUUGUGGUUCUUGAGGGAGAUUUUGAUAGUGACGAGGGAGACAAUUGGACACAUGAUGAGUUUAAGAACAACAUCGUCAGAGAGAGAGAAGGAAAGAAACCCCUUCUUACAGGAGAUGUAUUUGUGAAUUUAAAUGAGGGAAUUGGCUUUAUGGGUGAUAUUUCAUUUACUGAUAAUUCAAGCUGGACAAGAAGCCGAAGGUUCAGGCUUGGGGCAAGAGUCGUGGAUAAUUUUGAUGGAACUAAUGUAAGAGAGGCAAAGACGGAAUCCUUCAUUGUCAGGGAUCACCGUGGAGAACUGUACAAGAAGCACCACCCUCCAUCUCUGUUUGAUGAGGUUUGGAGAUUAGAAAAGAUUGGCAAAGAUGGGGCUUUCCACAAGCGUUUAAGCAGAGAAAAUAUCAACACUGUGAAGGAUUUCCUGACCCAGCUCUUUGUAGACCCUCAAAGACUUCGCCAUGUUCUUGGAACGGGUAUGUCUGCUAAGAUGUGGGAAGUUACUAUAGAGCAUGCUCGGACAUGUGUGCUUGAUAAGAGAAUGUACUUGUAUUAUGCUCCUGCUUCUCAACACAAAAGUGGUGUGGUCUUCAAUGUUGUGGGACAAGUGAUGGGACUACUUUCGGACAGCCAGUAUGUUCCUAUAGAUAAGCUAUCUGAUACUGAAAAGAUUGAUGCUCAAAACUUGGUAAUUGCUGCAUUUGAACACCCUGGGGAGGUUAUCUCUUUUGAAGAUGAAGCCUCUCUUGUGGAUGGCUCAUCACACUUGUCUAACAUUCCAUAUCCUUCAAGCUCACCGAGGUCAGAGAGCUGUAAUGGUAACAAGCCUUUGGAUUCACACAAGAUGGGUGGAUUUGAUUAUGCACAACCAAAUGCUUCUUCUCCAGAUAUUAUUUCAUCUAUGUAUUCUGUUGGUGGUGUAAGUGGCUUGGAUGAUUAUGCCUUGCCCAGCAUUGAAAAUAUGGGUCUUAGAUAUGAUCAUCCUUUGAGUUUCUCAGGCCAAGUCUCCAACCAUCUCAUUUGUGACACUGAUACCAUGACUCAAGCUUUUUGUGACGACGAUCAUCUGCGGUUUUUUGAUCCAGCUAUUCCGUCUCAUAACCUUGGUUUGGAAGAAUCAGCUGAUUUACAUAGUGCUGUUGAGGGCUUCCUGUUGGCACGUUCCACAGCUGUUGCUGAGGCACAGAGGAGAUGGACAAAGAUCUCUAGUGUGUUGAAAUGGUUCGCUAUUAGGAGACGUGUGGCUUUGAAAAGGACUCGUGUUCGAGAAAUCCAUAGACAUUAAUGGACCAUGUGAAAAAGAAACGUUACCAAGUCACAGUGGCAAGAUAUAGCAUUCAUAAAAUGCUGCCCGAGUAAAAUUUUGUGUGCAGUUGUAGAGAUAAGUUGGCUUCAUUAGUUGUAGAUACUCCCAAUCUCUCUCUCUGUCUCUCUUUACAUGUCUUUAGCUCUGCUGCACAGAUUAGGAAAUCUUUUCUUUUAAUAUUAAACUUGUAAGUAUGUAGAUGGCGAUGCAUUGCUUAAAUUGAAGCCUGAAUAUAAGACUUAAUAGCUGCAAAACUGGCAUGCUAGAAUUUAUGCAAUUCUCAUAUCGGAUUAUUAUUUUGUAUUUGUAGCAUUUCUUCAAUAAAAGCAAUUAAAUCUUUCUUUUCGGUUUUCA
Jatropha curcas is the source of this 2348-nucleotide messenger RNA. RefSeq names its product Calmodulin binding protein-like protein. Gene Ontology annotation, molecular function: calmodulin binding; sequence-specific DNA binding; DNA-binding transcription factor activity. NCBI's taxonomy places the organism in Eukaryota, Viridiplantae, Streptophyta, Magnoliopsida, Malpighiales, Euphorbiaceae. Gene Ontology annotation, biological process: regulation of salicylic acid biosynthetic process. Gene Ontology annotation, cellular component: nucleus. The record is from RefSeq and is a predicted model, not a curated record.